Molecule: messenger RNA, 3446 nt
Organism: Cyprinus carpio (common carp)
Lineage: Eukaryota; Metazoa; Chordata; Actinopteri; Cypriniformes; Cyprinidae
Product: CLOCK-interacting pacemaker
Biological process (GO): negative regulation of DNA-templated transcription; negative regulation of circadian rhythm
Cellular component (GO): nucleus
Source: RefSeq, a predicted model, not a curated record
UGUCCCAAGCAUGCGGGGCGGGGCUUACUGCAGGUGGAGUUGUCAGUCUGCAAUUUUGAAGAAGGGGCUGGAGGAGGAUAAACAACCCGAGCUGGAAACGAUCAGAAAAAGUGCAAGCAAAAGUAAUGUGGCUCGGUCACGCUGGGGGGUCUUCCUUGUCGGCGAGAUGACGGGAGGUGCAGAUUGCCCCUGGACAGGUAGUUAGGAGUGUGUGCUCCCCUGGACGGAGAAGAGCCGAAUACUCGGGACCAGGAUCAGUGUUGUACACAAGGGCCAGGGAUGCCCAAGGAACCAAGUGGAGAUGACCAAAGGUGUGAAGGGGAUAGGGAACACACCUCCCGUCCAGCAAGUAAAAAUGCUAAAGACAAAAGCAACAGCGCCGCCCUUUUGGCCUCUAGAGCAAGAGCACACACUGAACAGGAAACAAAUGGACGUGACUCGCGCUGCUCUGAGAAAGACUCUGGUUACUCGGACACUGGCUCAGACUCCUUGCAGACUGAUGCAGAUGACCAGCAGAGCAGUGUGAAUGAGCCUCAGGUCCGCAAGGGUUUGGGUGGGUUGGAGCAGGGAAGCCACUUACUGGUGUCCGGGACGCCUGAACUCACCCCUAUAUUCAUCAUUAAGAAUGUGGUGUUGAAGCAGCCUGGACAGUCUGGUCAGGACCACAUCCUUCCUUCCUCUCUGCCAUGGGAUGGAGGUGCUACAAGCAGUCAGGGUCCCACCCACGUCCUCUUGCUGCAGCAGCCUGGCAUCAAUCAAAGUGCCCCAUUCCACAUCCUCAAACCCCAGCCACAGAGAUCCGAAAGCAAGGGUGUAAAGAAGAGCAAAAACACUUACCUCCCCAUCCUAAACUCCUACCCUCGAAUAGCACCUCACCCAAGUAAGAAAACCCCAGAGAAACCAACGGCCAGUAGAGGAAGUAACACAGAGGAGCACAGCCUGAGUAAGAGAGUAUGCACAGAGGAGAAGAGAGACGAGGUAUCCACAACCACGCAAGCGCCCAAGCAGCAUCUGCACAAACAGCCAGAGAACAACUUGCUGUUGCAAUCUCAUUCCCUCCCACUGUCUGCAGGACGUGAGACACUUUCUGGCUCUCACCAGCACCAGAGCCCCUGCCGCCCAUCUAGUCCCUCUGCCUCCCUCAACGUGAGCUCUCCAUCCAUCUCAAGCACUCAGACGCUUUCCCCACCCUCUUCCAAUGACCUCAUCCAGGGCAGAAAAGAGCCCCAUAAGCAUUGCCCAGAACCGAAUAGCAGCUCUGGCAAAGGGUCAAACAACCUCAAAGGGACAGCACGGCAGCGUCGCUUCCUCAACACAGUGGAGAUUCUGAGCCAGCUGGGACUACUAGACAUCACCUUAAGGACGCAGGAUCUGCUGCGGCAAAAUGCGGCCACCGAACGAGACAUAGCCCAGCUCCGCCAACAUGCCCAUCUGCUUUUCCAGGCCGCCCAAGCAGGUGCUGAUGCUCCGGCUGCCUGGGAGAAGCUCCAACAGGUCAUGGCUGAGUCUGGGCACUAUCCCAGCCUCAAGUGCCUACCUACAGACAGCAGCAAUGGAGGGUCUCAAUCAAAAGUAGAAGUCGAGGCAGCCACCAGCACCAAACCUGAUACUCCUGUGGUGUACAGAUAUGGACUUAAUGGCACUGAAGAGGUGGCGCCCCCCUCUCCUCUUCUAGCUCCAAAUCCAGAUGCAGAAUGGCAGUCAACAGGUCAAUACGAUUUUGUCAGUUAUAACACCACCACUUCAGAGCAAAUCAGAGCUUAUAGAGGAACCGUGAGUCCACCAGAUGAUCCCAUAAUGCCUCCAGACAGCUCUACACAUGGAAACCUACUUUAGACUGCACCCAGAAACCUGCUAAGCACUGGGCCUUUACAGCAUAGAAACAGCAAGGGAGACUACAAGAUACUUUCAUGAACAUCUCAAACAUGAUUUCAGAGAUGUUAUCAUUUCCCAAUAUUCUCCACGGUAACUCAGGGCUGUGCUCAAGGACAGUGUCUUGACUGCGCAGCGUGCCAUCUUCCUGUCUGUCACAUUUCUACUCAUCUGCAUCUACAAACACCCAAAGUGUCUGAUGAGAGCUAUAUGGAAUUAAACACACAUGCUACAGACUGCCACUCAUCUAUCUGCAUCAGCUACCCUGCCCCAUAAUAGAAUCAACAAGCAACUUCAGGUUUUCAUGCAUAGUCGAUCACAGAGUAAUCAAAAAUGACUGCCUGUUUCCUACUUUAUGUUGAUUUAUAUUAGAGACUAGUUGAAUAAUUUGCAGUUGUUGUCACAGUUUGUAGCAUGUAGUGUUUCUGAAGAACAUGACUGGGAAUGGUAUUUUGCAAAAAUGUGGUAAUAAUUAGUGAUGAGAUCCCCUCUGUGAGGCCUUGUUGCUUAAAGAAAAGAAGAAUAGUGCAUAAAGGGCCCGAAAAGUCCACACAUGCAAAGACUAAGAACAGUGUAAGAAUUCUUCCCACAGUGGUCUUGCUAAAGUCCAUGGAGCUUAUGUUCUUCUAUGCAGUGCGCACCUCAUUAAUCUCAUUGCAUUGAUCUGCUUGCUUUACGUCUUCAUCUUUGACCAUGGACCAAGACACCCAUUACUCAAGCCUUUUGAAUUGGGUUCAAUGAGAUGAAGGGUCAAAUUUAAGUGUUUAUAUGAGCUGUAUUUCCCAUUCAUUUGAUCACAGAUCAUGACGUCUUUGUGAGCUUUCUUGUGUUAAUAGUGUUUUGUGCCAGCCUUAAUGUAUUCUGCAACAUCUUUACAUUUCUUCCCCAAUUCUCUAGUAAAGCACCAAGCUUUUUGACACAUUUUUUGAUACUCUUGACAUGACGCUAAUAUAUUAUUUGUUGUUGUUUGUGGUAUGUUUCCUUUUAUUUACUUACUGAGUAUUUUUGAGUAACAGAAGUUGUAUAUGAAUUGGUUUGUGUCUAAAGAAGCCGUCAGGCCCACACAGAGAUUUUACAGAAUUCUGCUGUCACUCACAAAAUUGUGCAUAUUCAUCAUUGUAUAUUUGUUUAUGAAAUAGUUUGGAUAAUUUGAUUAGGGUUCCAGAGUUUAGUACUUUAUAGGUUAACACGUUUUAAGUUUUAGUAGAGCAGAUUUAUAGAUAUUUAGAAAGCUCUGCAGAUUCCACUUGGGCAAGAUUGUUUAAUAACCUUAGAGUUCUUCUUUGUGACUGAUUUUUUUCUUUCUGUUUGUACACAGCAAUGAUCUUAAGUCCAAAUAAGGAGGGAUGUACAGGAGGGAUGUUCUGAGCUGUGUCUGUGUGUGUGUGUGUGUGUGUGUGUGUGUGUGUUUGAUGGCCUGUGGAAGCGAUGAAUGGCAUGCUAUGACAUGAUCGAUAUUUGAUCGAUAUCUGCCCAUGUAGCAGCACAAGAAGUACAGUACGUGAUGCAAUUCUAAUGCAUUUUAAGAAUGAUUGUGUAAGCUAUACUCUGACAUAAAGUGAUAUCAAACAGAA